Molecule: messenger RNA, 1372 nt
Organism: Zophobas morio
Lineage: Eukaryota; Metazoa; Arthropoda; Insecta; Coleoptera; Tenebrionidae
Product: leucine-rich repeat-containing G-protein coupled receptor 6-like
Exons: 1
Coding region: 27-1247 (406 amino acids)
Cellular component (GO): plasma membrane
Molecular function (GO): protein binding
Source: RefSeq, a predicted model, not a curated record
ACUAAAUUAAGAAGAUUUAACGACAAAUGCCACCCGCAGCAUUUAAAAAUUUAUGUAUUCUUCUACUGUUAGCGCAUUUACCAGAAGCGCACAGUAUUUGCACCGAAGAUCAUGUGACCGUGUGUGAUAAUGUGGAUGAUCUCUACAAAACACAUCUCACCUCAACAACCACAAAUCUAGUUGUGAAAUCGAAUCCAAGAAAAUCUGAAAAGAUGAUGGAUUGUCUGGAUCUGACAAGCUUCUAUAUGGAAACACGAGAUGUUUUGAGUGCUACAAUCGUGCAACAAAUCAACGGUUUGUGUUGGAAAGACAAAAUUCCUUUUAUUAAACAUCGUCUACGAUAUCUAAACUUUCGAGAUAACAAAUUACCAACUCUAGAAAGUUACACAUUCCCAACUAAACUACGUUUACAGAAGUUGUCUUUGGUUAAUAACUCCAUAGAAAGAAUAGAAAGAAGAGCCUUCUCAUUUUCUAGCAUCGACGAAAUCGACUUAUCAAAUAACAGGAUCGAAGUUCUAGAACGGGAAAUUUUUUUCGUUGGGGUAAAAAAUUUAUUCUUACGAAAUAAUAAAAUCAACUACAUACAGGAAGGAGCUUUCCAAGUGUCUGUGGAAAUUUUGGACUUAAGCUACAACAAAUUAAGCCAUGUGCACGAUGGAGUAGUUAGUCAUUUAAUAUACUUACAAGAUCUUCGUUUAAGUCAUAACAACAUAUUCGAAAUGCCAAAUAUCACUCAAAUGGAGCGUCUAGAAGUUUUGGAUCUUUCAUACAACAAGAUCAAAAGCGUUCAAAGCGGCACUUUUGAAAAACUAGCAUCUUUGGUAACCCUCAACCUAAGUCACAAUAAAAUUCAAACCGUCGAAUUUAUCAAUGCGUUGUUACGUAGACGACAUAAUUAUGAGGAGGUAAUGGAAUAUAUAACAACCCUACAAAUUAAUUUGAGCUUUAAUGUGAUUAAAAGUGUUAAAAAUGAAACGCUACAAGAUAUUGCGUCAGAAGUCACAUUGUUGUCGCUCGCUGGAAAUCCUCUUGCCUGUGACAGUUGGGCAUCCUUUGAGAGCUUUCUGAUACACUAUAAGUCCGUUAUACUGGCUCCCUGCACUAAAAAAUAUUUUGGUAGCGGUAUUGUGCCAUACUGUAUAGCUGAGAAGUACAUUGACAGGAAGGACACUGAAAAUUUCCUCACUCACGUCGAAACCAAGGAAAAUUUAAUCAAAUGCAACUUGAAUGCCAUGUAUGAACAUUAGUGGAACUGAAGUGAAAAAUCUUUCUUGAAAAUUUGGUGUUCCGCUUUUUGUGUUACUUGUCUAAGUGUGAUUCAGUUAUUUUUGUUAUAUAGUAAAUGUUAAUAGCCUUGCGUCUAAGACAGUCA